AUGCUACGGGCACAUGGGUACCUUCACUUCCAUCUGAGCUGCGACUCCUCUCUUCAUGGCCGCCAUCCUCGCCCGCGGUCAUCUUCCUCUUCCACUACGUUGGUUAAUGUGGGGAGAAGAGGAGGGCGGUCCUCUCUGCUUUUCCAAACCCGUGCUACUGGUUCUAAUUACGGUGAUGCCGCCCUUAUAUCUCGUACACAAGUAUGUGCUUUCCUUUCUCGGCCUCGACGUCCGCUUAACCUCUGCCAAUUGGGAUGCCUGUUUGGUAGCUUUUACUCUACUAUUUUGGUCGAGGUUCCUCGCAUUAAAUCCAGUCUAAGAAUGCGACUAAGAAUGUCGGGGAAAGGCUGGACGAUUGCUGAGUUGGGAAGAUAACACAUUCUAAUAGUAAAAUGAACAACUAAUGAAUCUAUUGUAAAUGGUCAGGUGCUAUUAGGGGAUUCAGUGAUGAAACUCGUAGACAGUUAAAAAGGCUGAUUCCCUGUUGUCUGAAAGAGUUUUGAGUGCAAGGCAGACUUUAUAAGACCAAGAACUAGUGCAUAUGAGAUUUUCAGCUCGUAAUGAGCAUAAGACGCGACAUGUAAUUAACGGACUGCAUACGGCGAGCAUUUAUGCUAGAAAUGUUCUGUAUUCCUCUGCUGUUUGACCUAUUACUCUGAAAUGUCUACUCUUUCAUGGAAAUACUAAAUCAUUUAAAGCUGACAGCUCAUGUAAAAAUAACAUCGUCAUAUUUAAUCCAAUCCGGGAACAUGCGUUAAAUCUAGAGUUUGUCCAAACAUGACCACCCAACGUAGCUCAAUCUCUGCAGUUUGCUGUUGAAAGUUAUCAUUCAGCUUUAACUGUGCCCGCUUGCUGUUCUUCUGACGUUUAUGCAUUCUUAAAAUCCAAUUUUGUAUGAAGUUCCAGAUGCAAUUCUGUUCAAUACAUUGUGGACAAGGGUUUCUUAUUGUUCCAUCAUCAUCAUAAUCAGCGUGUAAACUGUGCAUUUGCUGAUCUAUUUUGGCCUACCUAUUCAAAUCCUCAUUUUAGUUUCAUUUUUAUGGCUUUCUGAGCUCCUAAAAAUCAUAAUCUCAUUGCUGUAUAAAGUUCAAGGUCAUCUGGGGACUGUUGACACUCAUUAUUGAUAAUGAACACAAUGGAAAUGGAUGACACCCGCCAACAAAAAAAGUUUAGAUUUAUGGUAUAGUUUACAUAAUGGCUUUUCAUUUUACGUUGAAUUUUCAAUUAUUGAUGUAACUUGUUAUGUUGGAGGUGUUGUAUACAUGUAGAUACCUUCCUUUCAUUUAUUAUUUCACAAAUAUGCGGAACUUUCUACUUUCUAAAAAUGAAAGGUUCAAGGCCUUCUUACGCAUAUACUUAUGUGUCUUGAGAGAGCUUAAAUAUUUUCUUUUUGCUACUAAAUGCACAUCUUGACUUAAGCUGUGGCAUUUUCUACCCUGAAGAGGAUUAUGGAAAACAUUUCAACCAGUGCUGAAGUAGGAGGUGCUGGAGGAGGUUACUCUUAUGAUGCAUUGAAGAGGCUGGACAAUUUGCUUUAUAACAUUUGCCAUACGACAGCAAGUUAGUUAUUUCUCUAUUUAUUGUGUCCCUUUACGUCAUUGGUGCUAUUAUUAUCUGAGGGCCGUGGGAUUAUUCUUUCUAUCCAUAUGAAUAUUGCAGGAAAGAACCUAUAAGUAGGAGUUCGGUUCUUAGUUAGGCAUUUCCUAGUUUGUUGGUUCGUUUCCUAGUUGUUAAGUGGUCUCCUUGUUUUGUGGCCCUGAUACUUGUACAUAGCAGGCAUCAAUGAUGUGAAUAUGAGUAUGUUUUUUUGCUGCAUAUCCUUGUAGGGUUUGCGCCACUGUUCAUGAAAAAUAUCUUAGAAAAUCUUGUUGUGUAAUUGUUCGAGUGUUGCCGAUCAUAGUUUGAUUUCCUUACUCCGUUAUAUUGGACACCUCUCUGGCCUUAAAAAUAUCAACUGACUGGGCAUAAGAGCAAUCUACUAUUUUGGAAUCAUAACUUCUCAUGUGAGCACAUUGCUGAGGCUUAACUUUACAUAUGCAGAUGCGAAGGACAAGUUUCAAGUGGUUUUCUCCUUUCCUAAUUCCUCCGGGCGUUCCUAUUCUGACGAAUUUUUUUUUCCUACUUUUGAUAUAUUGGUUUGUGGUGGCACUUUGGGAAUCUUUUUUGCUUUGGCAUUGGCUUCCAAGGGCCUUAAAGUUGGAGUUGUGGAAAAGAACCUUUUAAAGGGGGUAUUGCUUCUCAUGUGUACUAGUCAGUCUUCCCCUGCCGUUUGAAAUUCGUAAGUUGAAUUACGUGCAUUUUAUCAGAGGGAACAGGAGUGGAAUAUCUCAAAAAAAGAGCUCAUGGAAUUGGUCCAUGCCGGUGUUCUUUCUGAAGAGGACAUUGAUCAUGUUACAUCUGCGAAGUUCAAUCCAGUACGAUUGUUGGACUUGGAAUUUUUCACUCUAUUCACUAAAAAAGUCAUAAAUAACGAAUUUCACGUUGGUAAACGUUUCAGAACAGAUGUGGAUUUGAAGGGAAAGGUGAAAUUUGGGUUGAAGACGUUCUUAAUCUUGGCGUUUUGUAAGUUUCACCCCUUUAAUGAUGCUUUUUCGGAAAUUUUGUUUGUUGUUUUAGUAAAUUAAUAAUUCUGUGAUGUGGUACCAAUUUAAUUGAUUAUCGCUUUACAUUACAAUGAUGGGGUUUAAGCUCUUUGUAGAAGAGACGAAAUUAUGAAUGCACCAUAUUAAUGUGAGCUUUCUCGUUUCCCACCUGGAAUUCAGUGAAUGCACUUAAAAUGUAAGGUUCUUUGAUGGAUUACCACUUUGGAUAAGUUUUAUAAUCAUAAAACACUUGAAAACACAUGGUCUUAAAUGUUUGUAACUGCAAAAUAUAAAUUUGGAUGGUGACAUUCAUCAUAGGGGGAGCGCUUUUCAUAAAUGAACUGUAAUGGAAAAGGUAAAUCGGCAUUAUAUUGCAAUAUUGAAUUUAAUCCUCGCUUUUAUUGAUGUCCCAUUGUUGAGUUCAAGUCUUGUGUGUUAGCUAUUUUUCUUCUCUCUUCAUCACAGGGACACAAUGGUGGUCAAUGAUGAUAAUAAUGCAAUAACCCAUAUCUAAUAAAUACUAGCCUUGAGAAGAAUAUGGUGUAUAUUGCAGUCAUUAAAUUUUUUGCAUUUCGAGAGCAUUUCAAGUAAAUGACAUAGAAGGUACAUAGUAUACGAGGGAAUAAUGAAGUAUUUGCUUUUUAUUUCUCUUGAAUCCACUGUUCAACUUUUCUCAGUCAAUGUGAAAGGUCGUAAAGAAGAAACUUAUAAGAAUGUACAUUCUUGUUUCUUUAAGUGCAUUUUGGUUACAUAGGAUGAUGAUAGAAAUAUCGGCAAGUAAACUGUUUAAAAGUAGCGAUAGUAACCAAAGGGAUAAUAGAGAAAACUAUAAAUAUUGUUGCAACUGUUAUCUAUAAAAGAGGUUACUUCAUCAGAGAUGGUGGCUUAUUUGAAUUCAAAGUAAUGUGAGUAAAAGUGUGUGCUGUAGUAAUGCCUCAUGCCUCCUAUUCCAGUGCACGCUCAUGUUGCAUGAUGAUCUAUACGAUUUGCUAGGUGGAAAUUCUGAAAUCAAGUGGAGAGAUGAGAUGCAUCCCUCAUUAAUUAGAAACUAUUUAUGUUCUGACACUGAUUAGAGGCUGAGAAGAUUCGUGACUUAUUUUUAGUGGUAACACUGAUGGUAGAUCAUUAUGUUAGUCCGCACUCAAUACAUGUUUGAGGUGAAUCUCAUAGAACUCUAGUGGGGUCUAUCAUACAUAAAAUUCAACAAUAAAGUAUAAUCUUUUUAAUGAUCCAAAAUAUUUCAUCUUUCUUCAUCACGACUCGUAAACUAGAUUGAAAAAUUCCAUGAAAUUGGUUAAUAAUUGAUUUACAUUUAUGGUAGGAACCUUGAUCCAUAAAAGAAUAGGAUUCUUUUCAACGGGAAUGAGAAACAAGGAUUAUGGGAAGAAGGUUUGAGUCAUGGAGAUCGAAUCGGCUCUACCACAAAUAGGCAGAGAAUCUCUGGGAACUUCUGGGACCAACUAUCUUCUCUACCCCCCUCACUAUACAACUAAGUCCCCUUGUUUAUAACCCUCAGCCCUCUCCUUUGGAUGUGGAUGCUAACUAACUUCCCCAAGUGGCAGCUGGACCCAUAAAAGCAGGAAGCUUCUUCCUUCUUGAGUAUGUCUUGAUGGAAGGCUUAUCGAUACUCUCCCCCCAUGGCUUUCACCUUGUUCUGAAGGUGAAACAUUGGAAAUUAUUGCAAUAGGGUAGAUAUAUGUUCUUCAAAGCUUCAAAGUCUAGUAAGUGUCGCCACUUGAUGAGAAAUUCCAAGCUUGUUGUAACUGAGCUUAGCCCAAUGUAAUCAUGUCGACCACUAUUUAGGUUUGUUAAUUGCAAAACACUUUUAUGUAAUUCUCCAUUCACCUAGUAAUGACUUCAGUCUGAUCGUCAAUUUAGGGAUGGUACGAUGAACUCAUCUUCAACUUAGUCCCAUAGAUAGUGUAUACUCUCACUAGAAUGUGCUAGUAAAAACAGUAUUUAAGUAAGAGAUUAUAGACUUUGAAAAACCAUGUAAUCUGAUAAUCUCUUUGACAAAAAAAAUUGCAACAUCUUUUGUCGAGAAGGGAUCUUUGGAGCAAGAAAAUGACUAUACAUAUUGAGUCAAUCAAUAAUCACGAGAAUAAAGUCAUACCCUACCAACUUGGGCAAACCUUCAAUGAAGUCCAUCGACUAAUCUUCCGAAAUUUGAUUUGGAAUUAGUAGUGGCUAAUAAUCUUGUUGAGACUAGUAAGGAUGAUUUAUACUAUUGGCAGAUUGAGUAACUAUCUACAUGCUGGUUAUCUUCUUCUUCAUUCCUAGUUAGCAAAGGUGUUGAGCUAUUCUUUUGUAAGUUUUAGGGUAACCCAAGUGUCCUCCUAAUGCAUUGUCGUGGAAUUCCUUCAGAAAGAUCAGAAUAAGUGUAUGUGGUUGGGGGCGAUACUAGUUUGUACUUGUAAAGGGGGGAUCUUUGGCAUAUCAAAUAAUUCAAUAGUGUUCAUGAGCUCUCGAGUAUGACCUGUUUGAUAGCAUUGAAUCAAAUAUCCUUUUCCACUUCUUGAUUGAUGGUGGUGACGUCAAAGAAAUAAGAAUUCGAAUCUAAGUCAGUAAAGAGAGCAUAUGCAGCCUUAUUUCUGUUUCCUUGUAUUUAAUUUUGAAGUUGAAGCCUAUUAACUUCGUCAGCCACUUGUGUGAACUUUUCUUUGAUCAAAUAAAAAUUUCAGGGUAUACUGAUCAGUCUAAGUAAUAAAAUGCUGAAAUAUCAAGUAGUGUUUCCACUUAUGCAUUGCUAUUACUAUGGCAAUUAGUUCCCUCUCAUAUGCCAAUUUUGAUCUCAAUUUCACUGGUAUUGCCUGAUUGGAAGUAAGCAAUGGGUCUACUAUGCUUCAUGAGCACCAGCCAAACUCCUAACAUGGGGGCAUCUUUCUCAACGAUGAAGAGUUGAUAGAAAUCUAGUAAAACCAACAUAGGCACUGAGGACAUAGCCUUCUUGAGCUCCUUGAAUGCUUGCUGUGUUUGGGUCGAUCAAUUAAAAGCAUCUCUUUUCAAGAGUUGACUUAGUGGUUAGGGAAUUGAUGUAUGCAAAUUCAUAAUGGUUAUGAUGAGUUUUAAAUACUAUCUUUUUAUCCUCCUUCAUCUAUAUCUAACAGUAUCUUGAUUUUAAAUCAAGUUUUGAGAAUAUGCACAUACCAUGAAGCUCGUCUAAUAUUUCAUCAACCAUUGGGAUUGAAAAUCGAUUGGGCACCAUCCCUUUGUUUAGGGCUGUGUAAUCAAUACAUAAUUGCUAGCUUGCAUCCUUUUUCUUGACUAAUAAGGUUGGGCUUAAGUAUGGGCUGCUGGAGUGAUGAAUUAUUCCUACAGAAAAUAAUUUUUGGACAAGUUGUUCAAUCUCAUGUUCUUAGAAGUGAGAGUACUUGUAGGGCUUGAGGUUGAUUGGUUGAAUACCAAGAAGGAGGUUGAUCGAGUGAUUAGAUCAUGCAUUGGGUGGUAACUCGUAACUCUGUAUGAACAUCUCAAGGAAUUUUUGCCUUAGCUUGUCUUCUAGGUUUGAUUGGGCCAAAUUUGAGAGGCUAUGAUCCGUGGAUCAAAACUUGUUGUAAUUCAAUCAUAUAGGUUUGACUCUCGCUGUAUAUGAUCCGUGGAUCAAAACUUGUUGAGAGGCUAUAUCUCUUGCUGUAUUGCUUUUAAGGGCAUGCAUGCCUUGUUGAGACUAGGUCUCCCUUCAAAGUAUACAUGUUGUCUUUGUGCAUCAUAGUGCUAGUAAAUCCAAUCCAAUGUCUUCAACCAUCAAAUACGAAAAAUUAUAUCAGUGUUACUCAAGUCAAGGGGUAAAAAAUUUUAGAGGAUUGUAAGGUAUUGAAUCUUUAUUGCUAUGUUAUGACAAAUUCUGGUCCCUACUGCCCAUAACGAUUCCAUAGCUAUGUAAUUCACUAAUCUUCACUAAUAAUCUUUAUAACAACUUAUUGCACAAGAAAUUGUGAGUGACUCUCCUAUCUAUGAAAAUGAUAAUAAUCUCAUCGUGUUAAGUCCCCCUCAACUUUAUGGUGCCGUGUUGCACAAUAAUGAUGUUAAGCUCACUCUUGCAUCUAUGACUUGGAGCAAAUCUCUCAUCAUAGUGGAAACAUAGUCCUUUUUACCCUUUUUUGCUUGGAAUUCCUCUUUUGUUAGCUUCAAGUGUUUGUAGUUUUCCUAGUUAAAACUAGAAGUAAUGAAGGGGAUUUGGAUAUACCUUCUCAAUCCAAGUGAGGAGUUUGGUAUUUGGGUUCUCUCACCCGAUGCAUAGGGUUUGCACCUCCUUUUGAAGGGAUUGGAGUAGUUUGGCAGUGAGGUAGAUAUGGCAUUUGGUUAGGCUUAUAGGUAUGCCAUUUGAUUCCAAGCCUGUUAGACUAUUUGGAGGUGGAUCUCAAAUUGGACCAAUGUGUCCAUGAUCUCCCCAAGGCCAUUUGGCUUGUACACUGUGAGUUCUGAUUUGAUUUCAAGUUUCAACCCUUUUAGGUAUGUGUCCUCAAGGACUUCAAUAGGUAUGCAUGGGAGAUAUGCUGCCAAUUGUUUGAAUUCAGCUCUAAAUUUAGGGAUCAAUUCCUCUUGCUUGAGGUUAAGGAGACAAUGAUCUAUGUUGCUGGUGCCUGAAGAUCCAAAACGACGUUCCAACUGGAUCUUGAAAUCUCGCCGAUCACAGAAGGGAAACCUGUCUUCCAUGCAUAAGUACCUGUCCAGUACAUGGAUUCAAGCGGAAGUACCUUUCUACGUUUCGAAUCCAACCUUCUGGAUUUUCUCCAUUGAAAAUAGGGAAUUUGUCUCUUCUUUCGACUUGAUGAAAAUCCAUACAAAAAUCUUGAUUCUAUGGUGGUUGUUGUGGGUUCUGGACAUGUGUCGUUUCUCCUUGAGUUUGUAAAUGAGAGCUCAGUGCGAUUGUUGGCAUCUGUUUCAAGAUUUGCUCCAUUAUCUCACCUUGUCGCCUUAGCUCCUGUCUGAAUGCUUCGACAUCAUUCUCAACUGACGCCAUACAAGCUUGGGUGAGCCAUUUGACCAUGCAAAUGUUGCCGAGACGCGGCUCUAGUACCAAAUGGUAAGAACCUUGUUUCAGAAAAGAAUAUGAUUCCUUUCAAGGGGAAUGGGAAUAGGGAUUUGGGGGAGAAGGUUUAAGUCAUGGAGACCGAAUUGGCUCUACCACAAACAGGCGCAGAGUCCCUGGGAACUUCUAGGACAAACUAUCUUCUCUACCCCCUCCUCCCCCCAUAUAACUGAGUCCCCUUAUUUAUAACCCUCCGCUCUCUCUUUCACAUGUGGAUGCUUACUAACUUCCAUGUGAGGUAGUUGGACCCAUAGAAGCUGGGAGCUUCUUCCUUCUUGAAUAUGUCUUGAUGGGAGGCUCAUCAGUUUACCAUAUAAUGAUUAGGCUAGUUCUAAGCUUAACCUCAUUCGACAUUUAAUUUCAAACAGAGAAUCUCUGACAGAGGUUAAUUCCAUUAAAGGUAGGUUUUAAAUUCUAUUACAGUUUCCCAGACUGUGAUCGGGAAGCUUAUAUGAUGUACUGUUACUAAUUAGAUCUUAAUGUAUGCAUGCGCGAACUUGUAAUAUAGUUUUUGCAGAUGAUUGCAUAUGCAUGCUCAGAAAGGUGUAAGGAGAGUAUUCCAUUGCCUGACAUCCAUUAGGCUAAUGAAUACUGUAAUGUUGUCAUGUUAUUAAUGGUAAUCCUGCUAUAAUAUUAUCAUCUAGAAUCACCGCAAGGAUGGAAUACUGGGAUUUCUUUAUGUAAUACAUGCUUAAUUUCUGAACUUUGUUAUUUUGAAAGUGAGGUCUAAAUGCCUCUGAAAAUUAUCUCAAUAUUCUCCUAGUGCAGGCCAGCAAAACUUUUGGAGAUUGUAAAAAGACGCUUUCUUUCUCUUGGUGGAGUCAUAUUUGAGGGCAGUGGCAUAUCCAAAAUAUGCAUCUACAACGACGCAGCUGUAUGGUCUUCUUCUUUCUAGAGAAAACCCUUAUUUCUUACUGCCACAAUCUUGGCUGUUACCAGUGCCCAAGCAUUGGUUGAGUGGUGGAAUUUAGAAAUGGAAUCAGAUCACAAUUCAAUGUAGUUCUAUUUUCUUAUUUUCACCUCCUAUAUUUCGCAAACUGCCUUGUUUUCUUUUUUUCUACCUCUAAUCGGCCCAGUUGAAUUCGACUUUCUUCCUCCCACAGUUUCUAAGGGAGGCCCAUUGCUUUAGUGACAUUCUAGGAUGCUAUGAAAUAAUCAGGCACUGCCUGACAAGAUUUUUGUUUCUACAGGAAGGUCUCUUUGUGAUUUAAUGUUUUGCAUGUUUUCUCUCUCAUGUAAUGCUCUUGGAAGAACAAAUCAUACAUCUUGGCUGGAGGGAAACAAUGUUAGAGAAAAUUAUCUUUCCAAGUUUCGUUUCUACAUUUAGUUUCAUAUAACACUCUAUGGCCAAAUAUUGAUAACCUUUCUAUGCUUCUUUUUGUCAUCGAAGUUUUUUCAUCUCCUGAGCAUUUGUAUUGAACAACAAAUGUUGAAGUGUUAGUUUGAUUUUUUUUUUUAAAUAGAUAUCCAUGUCUCAUUUCUCUGGAUUCAACACAUAGAUCCUAAUUGUUGUUAUGCCUUCUAGAUUUUGCACCUGUCUAAUGGCAAGGUUUUGUCCUCACGACUUGUCAUUGAUGCGAUGGGUAACUUUUCUCCAAUUGUAAAACAGGUCAGCCUUUUUGAUAUCUCAUCUAUAUUCUUGUCAUGUCAAACCAUCUCACUUUGCCGACCUGUAAGAGAUGGUUUGAUUUUUCAUGGAUAUCAUGGACACUAUACCUAUGUAUAAAACUGAGAAUGGUUUGAUUUAUGAGCAUUUUUAUUUAAGUCUUUAUGAUGAACAUGCUUAUGAGCAUUAAGUUUGUGCUUACAAAGCAGGAGUUAAAAACUAGUCCGGACCUGUAUGAUGAUAGAGCAUAUAGUGCCCUUAAAUUUUGAGAAUCUCUCAUAUUUCUCCAAAAAAUUUAUGUGAUGAAGAGAAAAAGAGGAGAUUAGAACAAGAGGGGAAAAAAAGAGACUUUUGCACGGGAAAUUAGUUCUAUUUAUUACCCCUCUUUCAAUGCCAGGAAUUGGAGUUCAAGAGAAUUAGAGAUAUUAUUUAUAGAUUCACAGAGAAUUAGAAAUAUUAUUUAUAGAUUCACAUAGAAUUAGAGAUAUUAUUUAUUGGGUUCAAGAAUAGCUAGCUCAGUUUCUUAUGUUUUUCUAUGAAGACCAUGGGGUGCCUCUGAUUAAAGUGCUAACUUCAAUGGGCCACAUGGAGCAUUUCAUUAAGAAAAUGAGCAGACUCUAGGAUGAUGAGCAGGAAGGCCCUCAUGUGAUUGGCGAGAAGUCUUAUCCCUCAGUUUGAAACCCAAGUGAAUGUGUUCUAGAGUUUCUAGUUCAAUUAUUGUAUGAAAGGCACAGAAUGCUAGAGAACAGAAAAUUAUUGUAGAUGUAGAUCUAAAAGGAAGAUGAUGAUAUUGAUACAGAAAUCAAUGACUAGCAGUAUAAAGAAUGCCACCUUUUAAUACAACUUGAGGCAUAGUUGUAUAUGACAAACUUUGAGUCGGAAAAACUGUGGUUUCAUUCUGUUGAGUACAAUGACAAACGUCUUGUGGCUUACAGGAACAAUGUUGAUACGACCCCAUUACUGACAUAUAGAAGGCAUAAGAAGGGGACUUGUGCACAGCACGUGUGAGGACUAUAAAUACCGCUCGGGGAGGGGGGGGGGGGGGAAGGUCAUACCAGGGGGAGAACAGUCGGAACCAGGAGAGGCAGGGGAAUCUUCUCGAAUUCACUCCCCACCCCUUUUACUCUUCCUUCUCUCUUCCUUUUCUUGUAUUCCGGUAGAACUGUCAUCCUGACGUUCUACCCUACAAACAUUGUCCCAAUUUCGUACAAUUGUUACUCUCUGGAUUCACUCAGAUCCGAUCCUUCUAAGGAGGAUCGUAUCAAAUGUCAGCUAUAUAUAUCCACUGAAUAUAGUUACAGUAAUAUAAAUCAGGCUAUGAUUAAUUAUUACGAACAUUGCAUCCGUAGGUCUACCCAUUUUCAUAUCUUCUAGAUUAUGAUAUACGUAACCUUUCUCUCCGUAAUUACAUCCCCAAAAAUUACACGGUAUCUUUAGUUGAUAACUUUGUUGCAGCAUAUUAUGAUGCAAAACUUGUAGAAUACUUCCAGUCAUAGAUGGACAAUCAGGUUUCAUAACAAAUAGUUUCUUUUGCUGUUAGGCUCCAGGAAAUGCUGCCUGCUGUGAUUGAUUAUGUAGACCGCUGGAAUAAUUACUGCCCUUUAGAAGGAACAAGAUACGGAUCCAGUAAAAGAAAGACAUUGGUCACUCUUCAUUCACUGUGUCUUUGACUCCGUUUAGCCUCACUAUUUCGCUGAAGUGAGUCUAAAGUUUGAUAAAUGGUAUCAUUUGGUUAUAAGAAAGGCACAGAGAGUCAAUGUUCCCCAUUUGAGCUAAACCUGAAGCAUUUGAUGCUCAUUCUCGCAUCAAAGAAUCCAGGAGGCUUUAAGCAAGUGUGGACAAGGCUAUAAUGCGAUAUUCAAUAGUCUGAGACGACCCUCUAAGAGCAUAAGUUUCAUUUUCCUGCUCUGAUUCCAUGGUAACAAAGAGAAGAAGGGGAACGGAAGUGAGGAAGGGUGGACGAUGACAUAAGAACUGAAAGGAGAACAUAUGUGCAUACAAGUGAUCCCUAUUGCUGAAUCAACCAUCAAGGGGGGGCAACAACAAUUUUCAGGAGAGAAAUGCUUUUAUCAAUGGAUGAACCUUGGCAAUUGCCAAAGGCUCUAACUUUUAUUUAUUCAGGAAUAAAAUUGAUAGGCAAGGUAUGUAUGGCAGUCUUUUUUAUACUUACUCUUGUUAAAAUCCUGCUAUGGAUGUAACCGCUUACACAAAGGCAAUUCACAUACGUUUAACUUUUUGGUGUACAUUCCUCUUUGAGAGUAGGCAUUAGAGGCUGCGUCCCUAAGACUGUCUUAUGAUUGAAAUGCUUCAAUUAAAAAAUGUGUUUUCAAUCUGUAGAAAAUGACUUCACGAAAGGUGAGCUUGAAAUAUUUAAAAUGUCAAGGUUAGCAUAUAUGCAUGCUUAAUAGUUCCAUGUGGUCAUUCGUGUCUUUACAUUUUGAUUUCUGGACUAUGGACAACACUUUUUAUUCCUCAAUGCAGAACCAUGACCUGUAUAAUUCUUAAGUACCAAGGUUCAUAAUGUUGUGCUUAACCUUUUAAUUUCCCCAUUCUGUAGAUUAGAUCAGGGAAAAAACCAGAUGGUAUAUGCCUUGUUGUUGGUUCUUGCUCCCGAGGUUUCAAAGAGAAUUCAAAAAGUGAUGUUAUCUUUAGUAGUGCAUCGGUGAGAACAGUUGGAGCCUCAAAACUGCAGUACUUUUGGGAGGUAUGCUGAUUACACCCUGUUUGUAUUAGGGCCGAUUGUUUUCAGCUUUCAAUUGUUUUAUCUAACGGUACAACAAUUUGUUGGUGGCCAUCUGUGGGGUCUUGGAUAUUUACCUGUUCGUUUAUUCAAAAAGUCUCUUUUAUCCGUCAUUUCUCAUUGUUUACAGCAAUGAUGACUAUGAGAGUGUCGCUAUUUUUCUUUUUUAUUUCUUUCCUUUUAGGAUUAUUUCUUAAGUUAUUUUUUAUAUUAUUCAUCACAGCUUCCCACAUCUAAAUAAUGUGGCAGGCAUUUCCGGCUGGUUCUGGUUCCACAGAUCGAACAACUUAUAUGUUCACCUAUGUUGAUGCUCAACCAGGAUGCCCAAAAGUUGAAGAUUUGCUAGAAGACUACUGGAACCUUAUGCCAGAAUAUCAGGUUAUUAUUAAAACUUUUAUCAGGAUUCUUGUCAAACUAUUAUUAUUAUUAUUUUGAUUUUCUUUCCUUUUGGAUCAAAUAAUAUUGUAUCAGUUGAAAGGGAUAUGUACUUUUCCAAAAAGUUAUUUUUCUGAAUAAAUAUUGAAGAAUUUGUGUACUUACUGAUGCUGUUGCAAUCAUUCUUAUGAAAUAAUGAUUGUGUUUCUUAUCCAAAUUUUCCCGAGUAUUCAUCAUUCAAGUCAGUAUAUCAAUUGUCAGUAAUCUAGUAAAUGGCAACAUAUUACCUACUAAGGCUUCAAUGAUUAUGAAUUUGUGCUAAAAUCUUAUACCACUUCCAAAGGGCAUUCUGUCCAGAAUGCCAACAUAAUAUCUACUAAAGCUUCAAUGAUAUAUGUACAUUAUUUUAUUUAACUUCUGUCCAGAUCAUUCACAAUCUUGAGAUGUGUACAAGUAUAUGCUACUUGGUAAAUUUUGUCGUCCUUUGUUACAUUGCAUGUCCAAUGGCUGGCUCCCUGCUGGUUCUCUGCAGAGAUUGUUCCACCGUAUCUGUCAACAUGUAAUGAAAGCAGGCUUUGAGUCAAAGAUGCCCACAAUCAGCUGCAUAACUGCAUUUGUUUAUUUAGUUCCAUCAUUUGUUCACUUGCGGAUCACUUAAAAUUUUAACUGCAGUUUCUUACCAAAUUGAUUGACACUUCUGUUAUGGAUUAUGCUUUUAGGAUGAAACAGUAUAAACCUCUAGAUGAGAAUGCUUUUAGGAUGAAACAGUAUAAACCUCUAGAUGAGAAUUCUCGUCAUGCUACUGCUGACUUGGAGUACUCUCUGGCCAUGAGUUGUAAUUCAGACUGGGAAGCAGACAAUCUUUUUUCUUGGGAGGAACUGCUGAAGAGUCAUUUCCCACCUUUCAUCUGUCAGUCAAAUUCUCAAUAUCAGCAGAUUGAGACAACCAUGAUUAGCUCUAGUUUCAAACUUUUGUCUUAUGUGCUUUGUUUGCUUGUAGGGAGUUGUUCUUGAAGAGUUGGAAGUUUUAAGAGUUAUUUUUGGCAUCUUCCCUACAUAUCGUGAGAGGUACAUGUUGCUUCUGUAUGCAUCAAGCUCCUAUAAUUCUUCUGCGCGAAAUGAAUAACUAUCUGAUAAAUCUAUUCUAGCUAUUCCUGAUGGAAUUUACCUUAGGACAUUGAACCGGAGACUCAGCAUGCUCUUUACUUUUUUUACUAGAAAAUUCGUUGUAUCAUCACCACAAAGUCAGUAGUACAAACUCAGGUGGCAGCUGAGUUCUUGAUACAGUCUGUUCACUGGUUGCAUCUCCUUUGUCAUGGUUUCCUUUCUUUCUUUGGCAUAAUUACAUAGAAAUAGGAGGGGAGAGCAGGUCAUCCUCUGUUUAAGAUAAGGAUCAUACUUUUCUCCAAUGCUUUUAUUUGGAGUUGAGACUUCUCAGCUUCACGUGAACGAUCUCCCAAAUAGGAUGAGAGCAACGUUGAUAGUUGGCCCAAAAUGAGCGGUCUUCCAAUACUUUCAUAACCUGGAAGAUCAAAGGCAUCUUUCAACUUAGCACUUCAAUUCUUGAAGGAUUUACUUUGAUGUCUGUGAAGGAUUAAUUGAUUCACUUUGCCAGUUCUUUGUUUGAGAAUCUGUGCGGAUGGCUAUAGUUGAUGAAACGUUUUGCAAUGCCAAGGCUUGUUUUAGCCACUAACCAAUGGAGAGGCACACUUAGAUAGGUCUUUUGUUAUUUAGGCCGCUCCCAAUGGUUUGAUUUUUGACUGCUCUGAUUUUCAUAGUUAUUAUUAUACUCUUUUUUUUUUUCCACCAGUGCAUGAACUCCCCCUUUUAACUUGGUCCGGUCAUUUGGUGUUUCUGACUCAGCCAACCCUGCAGGGAACUAUGAUUCCUGAGGUCCAAGUCUUUAGGUACCAUCCUGACUGCUUGUAGAAAUCAUAAUUCUGUUGCAACUUUACUAACGAUGUACCCUGUUUGGGCCAUAAAAUUCUCUGGUAACGCUGUGAGAUCCCUAUCGUGCACACAAAUCUGUCAUAUUUCGUUUUCUUUAAUCAUGAAUUUUAUUUCCUUUAAAUUGGUUGUAUUUCUUUUGUGAUCCCAAAUCUGUCACCUAAACUGGACUGUUCAACUCUUUCUUUUCAGCCCCCUGCCAGCAGCCUUUGACCGUGUAAUACAGGUGUUCAUCUUCUGCAAAUCUCUUCUGUAUGAUUCCUAUGAAAGGCAUGCAAUUAUCUAACUUUCACUUAGCAGAUUGGUGAUGCUAGUGGAAUUCAGUCGCCAGUUUCUUUUGGUGGAUUUGGGAGCAUGACCCGGCACCUGAAAAGAUUGUCCACAGGUAUCUUUGCUAACUUCUUGAUAUAAAAAUUCUUAAAGCUUGUGAACCUCACAUAUUAUGGAAUGGUAGGCUCCAUACUUUAAAAGCAAAAAUAUGUCGCCUUCGCUCUCUUUGAAUCGAAGUGAUUAUGUUUUUGGGUUGGAGUCUUUCUUAAAAUGGAGCAGGUGCAUGAUCCUUUGUCCUAUCUUUGAAAUCUGUGAAUGUGUUGUAGAAGGAAUAGCCAGACCAUAUAAAUGGAGUUGGCACAUCUAGAUGGCCGAACUAGGUUAGGAUUCUGAGUGGGAAAUAUGCCAAACGAUGCUGGUUUGGCACCGAUCUGAUGAUAUUCGGGUGUCAUGCAUGCACGGUGUUGAUACCCUUUGAGGCCAUGUCCUCAUGUUUAAAGGUAGAUUCUCACUUUCUUUAAGGAGCUUUAACCUCUUUUGAUUUCUUAGGAGUUUCCUUCUAAUUCUGUAUAGCUUUCAUACAAAUCAUAUAGUAAAAAUCGGUUGAAAAGACUAGUUAGCCUUGUAUAACAUUGCAAUUUCAUAUAUCAACGAAGAAGUAUCUAGAAGAGCAAUAAGAAUUAACAUAUUAAGUGAAUAGUUUUAAUUUGAAAAAGAAACCAUGCCACUCCAAUAUUUGCCCCAAGAGAUGCAAGCAAGCCAAGGAAUCUACUCCGUUGUUCCUCAUUCAUCAUCACCAGGUUGAAAAUUAAACCAUCUCCAAGGCUGUGUGUUGGUUGAUUCGGCAAGGAUUGAAAGAGCCCUGAUAAUUGAUUUUUGAGUGGUGCUUCAGAAAGGAAGUGUCCGAAAUGCCUUCAGAAAUUUUACUUGCAAGGCAUCCAUGCGACUAGAAAAAUGUUCUUUUUCCCCUCAGAUCAGUAGCUGUAUCAUGCUGCUUCUGACUUGUGAAGCAGCCGGUCACAUAUGAGAUGGGUCAAUUCUGUCAUGCAGGUUGAAAUCAUGCGGUUCAUAAUCCAUCAUAAUCCAUAGAAGUCACACAAAGUCAGACCAGGUCAACACCUAUGGAUUCUGUAGUAGAACAGGAGAGAUGCUGGAAAUCGGUAUUAGAUAUAGUUAACUUCUAGAGAGAAGGACAAAAUAGAGAGGCCUCACGUCCGUGAGAUGGGAAGUUUUCACCUCACUUCCGUUUAAAUGCCAUGCCCUAUGCACUUCUCUAGAACAUCAACCCCAUCGCAUUGUCUCUUGCGCAAUGUCCAUAUUUGAGUCCAUUACCUGUGAAGUUAUUCAUUCUCAGCAUAGAAGGGGAAGUUCCUUGGGGGCAUAGAAAUGUAGGAAAAAUAAUUCUUAUUGAAGAUAUUUUACUUGUCAAAGGUUUAAAAUAGGUUAUCCCAAUAAUUAGCCAAUUAUGUGAUGAAAACCUUUUAAGUAUCUUUUAUAUGCAUCAUUUUCACCCAGCAACUAGAUGAAAUAAAAGUUACUGCAUGAAGAGUUGGAAAUUUAUGUAUACAAUCAACAUGAUGGAAUUAAUGUAAGAGAUGUAUGUUUAUUUUUGAAAGAGAUUUACUUAAACUUUGAUCUUUGCCUUAAAAGAUUUUGACAUGUUUGUAUCAACACACUUCUAAACUCUAUAGGUUGAAAUGUACCCAAUGUAUCAAGUCAUUCAAAUUUUAUUUAUGAUUUUUAUGUGUUAGAAACUAUAAGCUGUAUAAAAUUUUUGAAAAAGAUUGAGGGUGCUUUGCAAAUAUCAUGUAUUGUUCCUCCCUAUAUAAUGGGGGUUAGAGGUGAAUGAAUCUUGAGGCAGUUUCUGCCAUUCUCUCCUUUGUGACAAAGCUCAUUUCUCCAUUUUCAACAUGGUAUCAGAGCGGGUCAUUCUGGUAGGGUUUCAGGCUUUGUCUAGUGUCUUCUAUCUAGGGGGCUGCUGCUGCUGUCACCUCUAUUUGGCAUCGGCUCUGCUAGGCAUUAAUUGUUUGAGUAUCUUUGUGCAGUGAGGGUUUCUUCUUCUUAUCUUUGUUUGACGAAGGUUUCUUCCUUUGCUGAGUAUCUUUGUUCGGCGAGGGUUUCUUCCUCUAUUGGGUAUCUUUAUCCGACAAGGGUUUCUUCCUCUACCGAGUAUCUUUGUCUAGCAAGGGUUUAUUUCUCUAUCGAGUAUCAUUGUCCAAUGAGGGAUCCUUCAUCUGCUGAGUAUUUUUCUGGUGAGGCCUUCUAGCUCUGUUGAGUAUCUAAUAGGACCUUGCUCCCUUGUUGAUCUAUAUUUGAGAUGAGAGAGAGUGAACAUGAAAUGCAGCUGACUAUAAUUAAAUAAUAGAUGAACAGUACUUGCUAUAGUAGAAGACAACGACUAGUGACGAUGCUCAUUGUUCCUUUUCCGUGGCUCAACGGAGAGAGUGAUUGUUGGACUUAGAAGAAGCAGAUAACUCACAUGACUUCCUAACUUGACAGGACUUGUGAAUAGUAACAAGAGAAAGAGAGAGAAACACACGAAAACUCAGAGAAUAGAAGGGAGAGAGAAAUGAUGAGAGAUAGAGAGAAAGAUAGAGGUGACAGCAGAUGCCUCCCCCGUGAGAUGUUGAGUAGUCUCGCACUCUUUCUUUCAUUUUCCACACCUCUUCUUCACUCCACUUCUCUUCUAUUUGUAGGUGAUACAAGAGGUAGUUAUCCAUGCAGUGGUACGAUGUGACCCAUGUAUUCCACCAAAGAAGUUUGUGAAUUCGGAGGUAGGUUGAGUCGAACCCUUCGGGGCUUUGACCUCUUCUUUUGGGGUAUGUGGAUGAUGUCUGCGAGUCUAACAGUAUCCUUCCAUCAAGACAUUCCCCCUCUACUGAGUAUCCUUCCGGCGAGGCCUUCUGUCUUUGUCGGGUAUCCUUCCGACGAUGCAUUCUGCCUAUGCCAAGUAUCCUUCUAACGAGGCAUCCUGCCUCUGCUGAGUAUCAUUUUGGUGAGGCAUUCUGCCUCUGUUGAGUAUCCUUUCGGCGAGGCAAAAAUUGUGUAUGGUUCCUCCCUAUAUAAUGGGGGUUAGAGAUGAAUGAAUCUUGAGGUGGUUUCUGCUAUUCUCUCCUCUAUCCUGUGUUAGAGGUCGUUUCUCCAUUUUCAACAAUAUGAAAGGAAGGGAAAGUCAGAACCUUGUUCAGAUAAUACGAUAUUGUAUAUUUUUCAUAUACCAUUCGAAUUUAUUCAUUUUUAUCUACUUGGGCAACAUAAAGUUUUCCAGCUUGGUUGGUCCUCUUUGUGGUUGAUAUUAAUCCUCCCAUCGAACAAAACUGAGCGAGAAAUAAGUAUAUUGCUUAAUUGAAACUUUGUUUAAACAACAUGUAAAUUUUCGGGACUUACAUUGCCAUCAUUUCUUGGAUACAAGGAAUACACGAGGCUGUUAUGGGCGAUUUUCUUGAUGCACGCAGCUUAUCGUUGCUCAAUCCUUACAUGGUGAGCAUUUUGGCAACUCAUCGCUAAUAGUCAAGAGUAUGAUCCAUGUUUUUCAUUGCAAGUCACAUAUCUGGGCAGCCAAAUUUACGAGCAUCGUGGUUGUUUCAAAGAGCAAUGUCAGCACAGAAGCACUCCAGUGUCUCAUCAACAUUUAUUAAUGAUCUACUUCAUGCCAAUUUCAUAUCUAUGCAGGUAGACGUUAAAUUUCAUUUCGUUCCAAACACCAUUUCUCACCGCCCUUAUAUCAUUCUUCUUGUCACAUGUAAUUUCAGAGUCUUGGGGAUCCAGUGCUCCGACCGUUUCUCCAGGUCAGUACAUUGUAAUCACUGAUACCGAUUCAUGUGCGUGUUUUGGAUUGGCAGCUAUAAGCACGAGUCGAUUAUUGCUAUUUCCCUCUUCCAAGUCCUCUGCUUACUGUUAAACUCCCCCAACUUACUUGUACUCGUGGUGCUUUGUUAGGACGUGAUACAGUUUGGGCCUCUGGUGAAGACAUUGGGUUUGGUCGUGCUGACUCAACCAGGGAUUUUGCCGUCGAUCUUCAGCCAGGUAUAACACAACUCAUCCAUCAUUUUUCGUGUACUAAUCUCCCGAGCUCUAUCCAAUUAUGGCAUGAAAGUUGUUUUCAUACUGUUCGUAGCUCUAGGGCCGAAGAUGUCAUGCAACUGGCCUUGAAUGUUGGAUACAUAACGCUCACAGCAUGCCAAUUAGACUUUCUAUACCACUCAUUGCUGUUCGAUCUUGAUGCCGCCCAAUUUUCGUAGUGCAGUCUAGGCACUCGUCAGAUAUCAUUAUGGAUGCAGUCUCUCUCUACGUAGGAUAAUCUCGUCUUCCCUGAAGAGCAGCGUUCUGCGUACACCGAUUGAGACUGGGAUCUCGGUGCUGGGAUCUUUGGACAAAUGGACAAAUAUCUAUGGAAGCUAACCGCCACCCAAAAGGGGUGUAAUUUUAAAUAAAUUGUAGUGCCAGUAAGAUGCAGAUACCUUAGAUCAGCAGGCAUUCUCAUAUUCCCCUCUGCAUCGUUUUUUCACGUCAUAUAUAUGGCUAUGGCAUCUACCUUUGAGCAAUGAUUCAACCUGAGAGAAGAGCACGCGUGUGGCGGACUCGGUGGAUGUAGCUUGGAUGAGCAUCGACUUCCUUCCUGUGUUCCUGAAGUUCUCAACCUCGGUUACUUAAUUUCAGAUCGGACUUGGUGUGAUUCUCGAUUGGUCCGUGCAUUUCUUCAUGCUGGGGCAGUACACGCUCCUCUCAAAGUUCGUCGACCCGGCGAUAAGGUAUGGUGCCCCGACGAUCUCAGCAUCAGAUCAAAUCAAAUCAACAAGGAACUCCUGCUGACGUGAAACGUGAAAUGCUUCCUCUGCUCUGUUUUUGGCUGGUGGCGCGCUUUCUACCUCUAGGCCAUGGAUCGAAGGGCUCCCGGAGAAGGAGAGAUUCCACUGGAGGAGGCGUCUUGAAGCCUGGAAGUAUGGAUCUGGUCUCGACUACGAGCUGUAG
Molecule: messenger RNA, 19523 nt
Organism: Spirodela intermedia
Lineage: Eukaryota; Viridiplantae; Streptophyta; Magnoliopsida; Alismatales; Araceae
Source: the annotation of a GenBank genome assembly